Talaromyces atroroseus is the source of this 2286-nucleotide messenger RNA. RefSeq lists its product as hypothetical. Lineage: Eukaryota; Fungi; Ascomycota; Eurotiomycetes; Eurotiales; Trichocomaceae. Gene Ontology annotation, molecular function: zinc ion binding; ubiquitin protein ligase activity. Gene Ontology annotation, biological process: ubiquitin-dependent protein catabolic process; protein ubiquitination. Gene Ontology annotation, cellular component: nucleus. The coding region runs from base 1 to 2286 and encodes 761 amino acids. The record is from RefSeq and is a predicted model, not a curated record. The transcript has 5 exons.
AUGGAGGACCGUGUGAUCAUUCAUGCGUACCGGCAUUUGUUUCAAAAGGGACUGCAGGCCGUGCGCCAUGCUCCUCCCGCACGCAAUGUGCUGCGUGGUCAACUAAGAUCGUCGUUUCGCUCUGGGGAUAGGAGCGACUUCGAUCCAGAGAAGAUCGCGCGCACGCUGGAGUUUCUGGAUCGUGCGGCAGAGUCUAACAGCUACGAGCAUAAGAUUAUCAAAAACCUGCUACAUGUCAGAUAUUUUGAACAACCAAGCAUGAGGAAGUCGGACAUAAUAUACUCGCUUGCCACUCUAUGCACAAUCAAACACUAUACUCGUACCUGUGCUAUUCUAUCGUACUGCCUGAAUGCCCUGAUGAGCGACUACAUUUCAUCUCUCCUGAUCGAGCCCAUAGUCAGACACGCUCGCCGCCUCUCCCCUCACUCCGCCGAGUCUCCCGAAGUGGUGGUGCCCACUGCCUCAGGCAAUCAUGACCUCGAGCCAGACUUUCCGGACACUUCACUACAGAAGAUCAACAGUCAUGACUCUCCGCCAGUAGCUCUGCCGACUUUUUUGGACACAGACUUAGAGUGCACUCGAAGGCGUCUGGUGGCAUGUAGGCCCAGUGCCGACGACGACCUGAGAGGGACAAUGGACGAUUCCGACAGUGAAAAACCCGGCGACAGCGAAGACAGCCAAAUACUUCAAUCCCAUCAAGUGGCGAGCACGUACUCACGCCAAAAUACCGAGGAAGUAUCGGCACCCGCCAUAGCAACUGCUACCAGCGAUGCGGUCAGUGGUAGACACGACGACAACCUUCCCCUCCGUGAACUCCCCGAAGACGAUGGAAUGACGGAAUUGCGAACAAAGAUCCACGCGAUCAGAGACAAUGAUGCUAGCGGAAUUCAAAAAGCCCGUUUAAUCCACUCUCUAAUGAUCGAGAGCUACCAAGCUGCCCGGAAAACUUUCAGUGAACGACAGAUUCCAUCACAAUCUCCAUCUAGCGUCCGGAGUCGAGAGCACUCUCCGAUUUCAUCAUCGUCACCGAGAACACGGCGCUCCAUCGAUAGGCUUUCUCUUGAUUCGUCGGAACAGAGAACAGCUACACCUGACAGAAUCUACUAUAAUCUCUCGCCAGAGGACCUACAGCCAACUUUCGCGCCAAAGGAUGUUGACUCUGGCGAGCCUCCGGCUGCUGGUUCUGGGCCAACAACUGAAGCUGAUGAUAACAUCAGUAAUGACGAUUACUCGGACGAAGAUAUACUGGUUCUAGGCUGUCAACAUUAUAAGCGUAAUGUCAAGUUACAAUGCUACACAUGCAAAAAAUGGUAUACAUGUCGGUUUUGCCACGAUGAAACUGAGGAUCAUGCUCUUGAACGUCGAAAGACAGAGAAUAUGCUCUGCAUGCUUUGUGGAGUGCCUCAGCCAGCAGCGCAAUGGUGCAAGGAAUGUGUUCGAAAAGCAUAUAUCAUUGCCAUGAUUGUGGCAUUUGCCGUAUUGGACAAGGAAUUGGGAAGGAUUUUUAUCACUGCAAGGUGCGGGCACAGCAUUCACCAGAAGUGUUAUGACGAGUUCUCGAAGAACUCGUACAAAUGUCCGAUUUGCAGCAAGAGCAUCAUGAACAUGGAAGCGCGUUUUAGGAACCUGGAUCGCACAAUUGAAAGCCAACCAAUGCCCAUCGAAUUCGAAGAUACCCGGGCUUUGGUCUAUUGUAAUGAUUGCGGUGCAAAGUCAGACGUACCGUAUCAUUGGCUUGGCCUGAAGUGCGAUUUAUGUGAAUCAUACAACACAGCACAGCUUCGUCUUUUGAGUGGUGCUGACGAUAUGAACGAGCCAGACUUGAUAUCAAGACCCCGGGUUGUUCCAAUCUCCAUUCCCGACCAUUCUUAUGAACCUUUAUCUGCCACUAGUCUGGUAAAUGAAGCAAUCGCGGAGCCGGAGUUACGCUGGCGGCCAUCCACUGCCACUUCAGCUGAUGGACGCCCUAUUGCAUCUCGACAACGUGCAGUGUCACCCACUGUUGGCAAUUAUUUCGAGCUAUCCAGAGACACCACCUGGGCCGCGUCUAUCUUUUCUAGACGUCGAAGUGAGGGUGGAAAUGAGGAUGAGGAGCCUGGGUUCUGGGCUACGUCGCCUCUGCGGAAAUACACAUUUUUCGGCAGCCAUGACGGAUCAAGUGGUGAUGAAAGCGAAAGUGACUUCGGUAGCGUUACUACCGAAGAGCUAGAAGACGAUGACGACCUUGGUUUAGAAGAAGACGACGAAGAUGAGAUAGAUCCCAUCGAGAUAUUCGGCCAUCGCUGA